AGAAGUGAAUCAUUAGCUAAACCAUGCGUAUCUUCAAAUACAUUACUCCUUAAGAAACUUGAGAUCAAUUUUUGCUGCUAGGCCUGCAGCCUCAAUAAUUAAAGAGACCACUAUGACCAAUAUAUACAACCAAGCUUUUUUAUUUUUCUUCAGCAAUCCUUCUGCAAGAGAAAUUGGAAAUUCAAAGACAUGGACUAUCCACUAAUCAUUCAUGGUUAUCAGCUUCUUGCAGCUUUUCUUUUUCUGCUAUUUAACUUACUUGAAUCUUCCUCGCUAAUUCAAGGAAAAAGCUUUCCCUACAUUACAUCAGAUGUCAAUGAGGUGUCAGGCAAGUCAUAUGAUUACAUUGUCAUUGGGGGAGGCACUGCUGGGUGCCCCCUGGCAGCAACCCUUUCAGAGAGAUUCUCUGUGCUAUUGAUCGAACGAGGAGGCUCCCCUUAUGGGAAUCCAUUGAUAUUGAAUAAGAUGUACUAUGGUUACUCACUGCUUCAAACAGAUGAGUUUUCAUCGGUGGCUCAAAGCUUUAUUUCUGAGGAUGGAGUUAGGAACCAUAGAGGACGAGUGCUUGGAGGAUCCUCGGCCAUAAAUGGUGGCUUCUACAGCAGAGCUAGUAAUGAUUUUGUUACAAGAGUUGGAUGGGAUAAAGAGCUGGUGAAGGAGGCUUAUGAAUGGGUGGAGUCCAAAAUUGUUUCCAAGCCAGAAUUAACUAUGUGGCAAUCUGUUAUUGAAUUUGGUCUCCUUGAAGCAGGAUUUCUUCCUUAUAAUGGAUUCACUUGGGAACAUCUUGAAGGUACGAAGAUUGGCGGAACUAUAUUCGAUGAAUUUGGAAUUAGGCACACCUCAGCUGAUCUUUUAGGGGCAGGGAAUCCUGAAAAUAUUACAGUUCUUUUGACUGCUACAGUGAAGAACAUCAUAUUCCAUAACAAUGGUACAGGGAAUGAGAGAAGAGCUGUUGGCAUUAGAUUCAUCAAGAGCAAUGGCAGCACAGAUCAAACUUACAAAGCAUACCUCAAUAGACCGCACAAUUCCAGUUCAAGUUCAUGGGGAGACGUUAUUUUGUCAGCAGGAACAUUAGGCAGUCCACAAAUCCUAAUGUUAAGUGGUAUAGGACCAGAAGAACAUCUGAAGAAUUUCAAUAUACCACUUGUGCUAGACUUGAAAGGCGUUGGCGGAGAAAUGCAAGACAACCCUGCCCUCGGCCUUUUAGCAGACAUGGAAGCAGAAUUCCGGCUGCCAGAUACGCCUCAAGUUGCAGGCAUAGCAAAAGACUUCAAAUUCAUAGUACAAGCAGGAGUCUUACCAAUAAGUUUCAAUGCAACAAGAAUGCCAGUGGCAAUAAAACUAGCAUUUCCAGAAUCAAAAGGAAAGCUAAUAUUACACAGCACAGACCCAAGGCAAAACCCUUUAGUGCAAUUCAAUUAUCUAGCAAAAGAAAAAGACAUGGAAGGAUGCAGAGAAAUGGCUCAAGUAAUUCAAAAGGUAGUAAGGUCUGAUUCGGUUGCAGUAUUCAUGAGGACUAAACCCCAAAAUAAGCUAAUAUCCAGUCCAAAUGACCUGAAAGAUUUCUGCAAGAAAAAUGUUGGGACUUAUUAUCACUACCAUGGUGGUUGCACAGUUGGAUCAGUUGUUGACAAGGAUUACAAAGUCUAUGGAUUAAAGGGUUUGAGAGUAAUAGAUGGCUCAACUUUAUUAGAAUCUCCAGGCACAAAUCCAAUGGCUACCCUGUUAAUGCUUGGAAGGUAUCAAGGAAUCAAGAUUCUAACAGAAAGGGAGAGCACUUCUUCAUUUACUUAGUCAAGAGUACCCAUAGCAGCUCCUUAUAUUAUAGCUUACUUAGACAAGCAUAUCAGCAUUUCAAGAAUGUUAAAAUAUUUGUUCUUGGCAAACACAGUUGUUGGAAUCAAUUUAAUAUAUCUAAUCUAAGCCUACUUUCCAUUUUAUA
This is a messenger RNA of Jatropha curcas, 1942 nucleotides long. Its product is annotated as (R)-mandelonitrile lyase-like. Gene Ontology annotation, molecular function: oxidoreductase activity, acting on CH-OH group of donors; flavin adenine dinucleotide binding. The record is from RefSeq and is a predicted model, not a curated record. NCBI's taxonomy places the organism in Eukaryota, Viridiplantae, Streptophyta, Magnoliopsida, Malpighiales, Euphorbiaceae.